Setaria italica (foxtail millet) is the source of this 1994-nucleotide messenger RNA. RefSeq lists its product as uncharacterized. Bases 117 to 1136 code for a protein of 339 amino acids. Gene Ontology annotation, biological process: positive regulation of DNA-templated transcription. Gene Ontology annotation, molecular function: transcription coactivator activity. NCBI's taxonomy places the organism in Eukaryota, Viridiplantae, Streptophyta, Magnoliopsida, Poales, Poaceae. Gene Ontology annotation, cellular component: nucleus. The transcript has 7 exons. The record is from RefSeq and is a predicted model, not a curated record.
ACGACUCCACUACCUCGGUCGGUACUCGCCGGCGGCGCGACCGCGACUCCCCCCCAACCACCAUCCCCCGUCUAUCCGGCCGGCGAACCCCAACCCGGCGACCAGCGACCGGCAGCAUGCGCGGUGGCUACUCGGGCCGCGGCGGAUUCGGCGCCGGCCGGCAUAGCAGCAGCAGCAAUGAUGGCAGGGGAUACCACGGGAACCCUUGCCUGACGAUGCACCAGCCGUGGGCGUCGCUGCUGGUGCACGGCAUCAAGCGCGUCGAGGGACGCUCCUGGCCGUCCCCAAUCACAGGCCGGCUCUGGAUUCAUGCUGCGUCCAAGGUCCCGGAUCCCGACACCAUCAAAGCCAUGGAGGAUUUCUACAGGGAGAUUUAUGCCGUUGACGGGAUCACUGACAUCAAGUUCCCUGAUCACUUCCCCGUCUCACGCCUCCUUGGUUGCGUCGAAGUGGUGGGAUGUCUCAGGUCUGAAGAGCUUGUUUGCUGGGAAGAUGUGCCUCAGUCUGUUAGGCUUGAAGGGCUGACUGACUUUUGUUGGCUUUGUGAGAAUCCACAGAAGUUGGUGGUUCCAUUCGAGAUGCGUGGUUACCAGGGUGUCUACAAUUUGGAAAGAAGGAUCUAUGAUGGGGCCGUGAGGGGCCUUACACCCGUUCAAGGUCCGCUACCCAUCAAGUUCCCUCUUCCAGAUCCAAGAGAUCGCUUCUCUCUGAAGCCAGGAUCCCUCACAUUUGAUGCUUCCAAGUCUGAGGUACAAAAGUCCUCGAGUGUUACCGCAGCGAUAGCCGGGGCUCGAGCUGCAGCUACUCAGUUCUCAAAGAAGGAUCCCAAUGCCGCUACUAGUAGUGAAACUCGUGUGCGAGAGCAAUCUUGGGGAAAUCAUGCUGAUAGCAAUUCAGGUAAUGGCAAUCUGCCGUCCGUUGUCCAGGGCAGUCCUGCGUAUCUACAAAACCAGAACCAGCCUUCCAUUUUCCGGAGCACCACAGCCUACUCGCAGAACCCUGAUACCGAGCCCCGGAGAAGUCCCAGACUAGAAUUUGGAGCUUCCAAUAGGCUUGUUGCAGUGGCACUGAGGGAACUUAAGCAAUUAAGCGUGAGCGAGAGAGGAGGACAACCAGCUGGCAGUGGCAGAAGCUGACCAAGCUGAGGAGUAACUUGAAGCGCACGUGAUGGUAUCAGCAAGUCCUUCCUUGUAUAAUACAUACAGGUAACCGUAGCAUUUGGUCGUAUGCUAGUUUCCGGUGAGAUUGAUGGAUGGUAGAAUGGCACUGUGCUUUGUUGUUAGUUGGGUAGGAAAUAUACUCCAGUUAGUAGAUGGUAAGUUAAUCCCGGCUGCGGCUUGCAGCGGAUGGAAUCGUCUUGGGUGGAUGGCCCUGGCCCCUCUUUGAUUUAUAAGUGUUGUGAAUUACUGUUGACACUCACAAUAAUGUAAUCCUCCUCGGCCGUCACUGACACUCAUUUGUUGUCAGUAAGUACUCUCAUGCCGCCUCCAAUUCCAGGUAGCAUGCAUAUAUAGUCUGUUUGGUUUGGGAUAUUUGUUUGGCUUUUCUUUUUGGUGUUUGGGAUAUAUUUGUCUGUCAGUCUAUACGCAUGGCAGUACUAGGGAGGAAGGGAGGAAGGAAAGAGGCUGGAAUGAAAUCCAGUGAGGAGAGCUAGCACUAGCAGUGGGAGAUGGUGACGGGAUGGCGGGCGGGAGGACUCGGAGGUUGGAGCUCCGAGAAUGCAGGCAGGUUCGUGCACCUGGACCUGUCCGCCGCCGUUGACGAGCCGAACGAAGCUGCGGGGAUGGAAAUGAAGCAUGCGAUGCACUGCACUGGCCGGCUGACUGGUGGAAGCAUGCCGAGACGAGGAGCUGGCAAUCCAUACGAAUAUUAUUAUACUGUUGCACAUACUAGUGGCAGCAAUUUUUUUUUAAAAAACCUAGUGGCAGCAAUAGAAUGAUACCAUUUGCCUGCACGUGCCCGUAUCUUGUAUAAAUAUACGAUGUUUAAGACAA